CGACACUUCUUCUUCUUCUUCCUCCUCUGUUUCUCUCUCUACUUUCUCUCUGUGCAUAUGGCCGCCGAAGUUAGCUCGCUGGUGCGGCUCCGCGCCGGCUACGACGGCGACCAUCAUCGGACGGUGGGCAAUGAAUCCGGGACCGAGAAAUUGAUCACCCGCGAUUUGCUCAGCGGCUACUCCAAAUUUACAGACUCUCAAGAAUUGGACCUCGACCUCCAAGUUCCUUCCGGCUGGGAGAGAAAGCUCGACUUGAAGUCGGGAAAAAUGUUCAUUCAAAGAUGCAACGCGCCGGAUUUCAGCCACCACCAGACGAAUCCAACAGUGACAAAGCUUCAAGAUUUGAACUUUCCGCCGUCGCCCAAUUACCCAAAAUUCCAAUUAUCAAAUCAUUUUUCCGACGAAACCAAUUUGGAUUUGAAAUUGGUGUCGCCGUCGCUGUCGCCGUCGCCGAGGAGUAAUUACCAGAGCGUCUGCACUUUGGAUAAGGUGAAAUCGGCGCUCGAAAGGGCCGAGAAAAAUCCGAUCAGAAAACGGUCGUCGCUGUCGCCGUCGCCGUCGUAUUCGUCGUCGUCGUCGUCGGUGAAAGAAGACGACGACAACUCCCGAUCCAUCUCGUCGUCGCCGAUCGCCGCCGGCUGCCCCGGGUGCCUCUCGUACGUCUUGGUGAUGAAGAACAAUCCGACGUGUCCGCGGUGCAGCUCCGUCGUGCCGUUGCCGCCGGCGAAGAAACCUCGGAUUGAUCUGAAUAUUUCUAUUUAAUGGUAAAGAAAAAAAUAAAAAAA
Molecule: messenger RNA, 785 nt
Organism: Momordica charantia (bitter melon)
Lineage: Eukaryota; Viridiplantae; Streptophyta; Magnoliopsida; Cucurbitales; Cucurbitaceae
Product: filamentous hemagglutinin transporter
Source: RefSeq, a predicted model, not a curated record